Phytophthora megakarya is the source of this 639-nucleotide messenger RNA. The record is from the annotation of a GenBank genome assembly. Lineage: Eukaryota; Oomycota; Peronosporomycetes; Peronosporales; Peronosporaceae.
AUGUACGGUCCUGCCCCGAUUGUAGUUCCAGCAAGAGUCGCCCACAACAUCAAGGGUACUCGCCGAGCAAUAGAGACCAUUCCAAAUUGUCUCCAUGGAUUCGUCAUACCGUUACCGAAGUCUCGACGCGGGAGCACCGCCCUGUUGCUCUUCCAAUGCGCUUGCACUGGUUUCGUCAUGGGGAAAGCGAUGGCGGACACGACAGCACUCCGGGUUGGACAAGCGUUUGAAGAGUGUGUCAACCGAAGGUUCGGUGCACCGCCGUUGAUCAGGCAUGAUCGAGACCCCCGUUUCAUGAGCGAAGUGUUUCCAGCGUUCGCGGGGGUGAUGCGGUCGAGGUCAAGAGCUACACUCAGUUACCGACCACAAGCUAACGGGCAACAAGAGCGGUCAGUGAAAAACGUCAUGCAGUCGGUCCGCGUAUAUACCGAAGAUCCCUUGCAACAAGAUUGGGAUGAGAUCGCAGAGAAGUUGAUAUUUGCGAUUAACAACUCCACCGAUGCUACGCGGAAGGAGACACCUUUCUACCUAGUCCACGGAUGGGAUGCACAUUCGACUUUGGGAGCAAUGACAUCGCCGUUUAAACAAGGAAACGGACGCCAGUCCGAUGCCCUUAAAUGGCGACGAGAAGUGAACUGA